GAGGUCAAGGGGCAGGGGGAAGGAGGGAGGGCGUGAGGGCCUCGAGGGGCAGGGCGAGGGGACGAGGGAGGAGGGAGGCUGAGAGCGUGUCACAACAAACCGUUUCCCUUGUCACUUGUCAGAGGGAGAGAGAGCACAGAGUGCACGCGGAGGGGGCGCGAGAGUGAGCUGGAUGCGGCAGGGAGAACGAGGGCCACCCGAGCUCGUCUGCCUCUCAACAUGGCGGAGUUUCAAGUGCAGGCCAUGGCAGAUUCGGCGACUCCCGAGGACCUGCCACAGAGAGGAAGAGUGACUGAAGUAUGUCGAGAAUGGUUAAUGCACGAGGACUUCGCUUUAGCUCACAAGCUACAAAAUGAAGAAUAUCAGUCUCGCCUGGUCAGCAACCGUGAAAGAAACCAAAUCCUCCGUCAGGAUACUCCAAAGGCAAGACAGGAGCAGAAUAGAGAGGACCAAGAAGCAGCCAUGGCACAGAUGGCCUAUGAAAUGUAUCUCGCCCAGCAGGAGGCACGUGAUGCUGAGAUGGCUGCUAUGCUAUCACAGAAGCUUAAUGUUGACGAGAUGGAGGCAUUGCGGCAGCAAGAGGAAAAAGACAUGGUUUAUGCUCGCAACUUAAUGGAGCGGGAAAAGGAAGCAAUUCGACAAGAGAGAGAAUUGCGUCAAGUGGAAAGAGAGGCAGCUUACUUAGGCAUUAACUCAGGAAGUGAUAAUGUUGCCCUCUUGUCACGCAAAGAACCAAGAGAUCCUGAUUUAAAUGGCACAACCAGCAGUGAUAGGUCAGCACGCAGCAACAUCAGUGACUUAUCAGAUCUUAGUGACUUUUGUCGUCAACCAACAGAGGACAUGGAUGAAGAACAGAUUCGAGAACUCCAAGAGGAACAAGAUGCAGAGUUAGCCCGGCUACUUCAGGAUCAAGAUGGGAAACGACGAGGUGACCUGCUCCACCAAGACCAACUUAUGGCUAUUGAAGCACAGGACAGAGAGUUGGCCAAAGUCCUCCAGGAGCAAGAACGAGCCAAAGCUAAAAAAGCUCGUGAGAAGGCUCGGCAGAAGGCCCUUCAAAAGAAGCAAGCUCGAGCAUCACAGCUACUUGAAGGAGAUGUUCCAGCAGCCUCCACGCAAACCCAGGCGGGAAACAGCAGAACCCCAGUUGACGCCAUAAGAGGCGACCCCCAGGCAGGACCCUCAGGUUACAGACUGCCAAACCCACAGCAAGACACUGAGUAUGGAAGCAGAAGUCCAACCUAUGCAUCCCCAGACUCACCCAGGGAAGAUUCCGAGAGCACCUGGCAGCCCCCACCCAGAGGAAGUCAGCUGCAGAGACCAAACUCCCUAGACCUGCCAGGAAGCUCUCGUGUGUCACAGCCUCUGGCGCCUGUAGAGAGAACAACCAAGUAUGCCCAUCAGUUUCCCGUGGGAAAGACUAAUAAGCCAAGGUUACCAGACCCUGAUGCAAUAGAAAUUGUAGAAGAAAGCAGCAGUAGUAGUACUGAACACAACUUGAGCAUGGGAUUCACCAACAUUGCAUGUGCUAUUGACCCAACUUACCAGAGACGUGUCAGGCAGGGUGAGCUGGCCUCCCCUCAGGCCACUCUACAGUCAUCCUCAUCUUCUUCAACCACAAGUAGUGGCACAGGAUUCAUGGGACCAAGUAUCACUUCUCCAGUUUCUCCAUUACCACCUCCAGUGUUUGAUGAUGAUGAUGACUACCCAGUACCACCCUACAUGCCCAUCCAGGGCCAGAGACGCACUGCAAGUCUGGAGAAGAAUAGACGACCAAAACCACCCAAAGAAAAGAACAACAGUAAGGAUGGUUGCAAACAACAGUGAAGUACCAAUGUCUUGUAACCAAGUAAUAUUGAUUUAUAGACUAGUAAUACUAAUAGAGAUUGACUCACAUGGUAACUCACAUCUCCAACUAUAUUAGGAGUGUGGCUGUACCUAUAUUGUAUUCUCUACACUUUACUCAAUUUACCUUGGUAAGGUUGGUACUGUAACUUUGCAACUGCAGAUAAUAGGUAUAUGGAUCAUUGGGCAUCUUGGCAAAUUGAGGCAACAAUAAUGGGUGUUUGCAUGGUGAGUGGCAAACCCAUGUGGGGACUGUGCAAUGGACUGUAAUAAGGUUUCAGAUAAAGCUCUUUAUUUGGAUGGAAUGUAACGGAAAUCAGCUUCUGUUAUGAUGAUGAUAAUAGAAAUCAAAACAGGAUGUGUAAAUUCCAUAUUCAUUGUCUUGUUCGGUUGGAAGACUUAUCCUGUUGAUCCUGAGCAUCAUUGAAACAGUUUAAGGAGAAGACAAGUAGUUUAACAUGAUCAGCUUGGUUAAUGCCAAGUUGUGGCAGUAUUAGAAUGUAAACUCUGUGUACGGGCACAUAAAUCCAUGUGUUACUUCAUUGCAUGUUAAUACCAAAGUGUUCAUACCUGAUUCUUCAAGAUUAUAUUUUUGCAAGUUGUCACACUCCAAGGAUGUCAUGCUUUCAUGAUCUUGCUUUACUAUGAAAUCAUUCCUAUGUGACAAGGGACCAGUGAUAAAAUUUUCCAUUUCUUCGUAGCUCGGUGGAAUCAGGUAUAUAAAGUGCUUUUAGUUUUCAUAUUUUUGAGACUUCCAAUGAAUGCCUUUAUAUUUUAAUGAGAUAUUUGUUGACCUGUGAUGUGUCUAAUGAAGAUUCUAUCCAUUUUCCUAUAUUAAAUCAGAAUUGUAGCAGAAUUGUUUUACCAAUAUUAAAAACUAAUAAUAGAAAUAUCAUCAUCUACAAACUUCAGCAUUCAUAGAAAUCUGAAUUUCAUGAAAUGUACACAUAUUUGUGUACAUCAGAACUGACAUAAACUUACAUGAAAAGUAACUCAUCCAAAAAAAAAGAAAUAAAACAGACCUAGAAGAGGCAUAGCUAUAGA
Molecule: messenger RNA, 2889 nt
Organism: Penaeus monodon (black tiger shrimp)
Lineage: Eukaryota; Metazoa; Arthropoda; Malacostraca; Decapoda; Penaeidae
Product: coiled-coil domain-containing protein 50-like
Exons: 11
Coding region: 220-1827 (535 amino acids)
Source: RefSeq, a predicted model, not a curated record